ACCGGCCGGUCAUGGGGGGCCGCUUUGGGCGCGCACCGGGGCGCGGGGCCGUGCGGAGGGUGCGGGAUGUUCUCGGCGGCCGCCGAGAGUUUCCUCAGGCAGGCGAGGGAGAUCCAUGAGGAGGAGCUGCGGAGGUUCGCCGGCCGCGUGUCCGCCCUCCUGCAGGGCCCCGAGCCGGGCGCCGAGGCCGCGGAAGGGCUGCGGAGGCUGCACCUCACCGUGGCCGCCACCAAGUACCCCCGCAGGCUGGAUGGCAAGUUUGUGGAGCUGUUGCAGACAGUGCUGUGCUCGCCCAAAAGCCCUGAGCAGGUUCAGGUGUUAUGUGCUGCCAUCCUGAGAGAGAUGUCACCUUGCAAUGAUCUGAUCCUCCGCUGUGAUGAGAUUCAGGAUACAAAGCUCUUGAGCCUGGUAUCCUCCGUCCUUCUGGCUCAGGGAAAUAAGAAGGGUGAAGUGGCUGCUGUGGGGCAGCGGGUUGUAAAAGUCCUUGAAGGAAGAUUGCCCGAGGGUCAGAGUGCUCUGCUCCUCCUUCCUGUCCUGGCAAAUGUCAUCAAUCUCUCACCAGAAUCUCUAACUGAAGAGCAGACUGAUGCUGUCAGUAGGAAGCUGGCUGACUGGCUGAGGUAUGCGAGUACUCAGCAAGGAAUUGUUCAGCCCUCAGGAGGUUUCUUCUCCAGUCCCAGAACCAAACAGCCUGCUCCCGUCACAGAGGUGGAUGGUGCCAUUGCCACAGACUUCUUCACAGUGCUCUCAGUGGGCCAGCACUACACACAGGACCAGUGGCUCAACGUGCAGGCCUUCUCCAUGCUGAGAAACUGGCUGCUGUUCUAUGGGGGCCAGGAGGGGAAAGCCCCUAAUCCAGGAAUGGACAGGUCUGUUACAUCCAUGGUCUCAACUACAUCCACCUCUAGUCGCCUGCUUCCCCCGAAGGAGCAUCUGCGGGAAAAAGCCUUCGAGUACUGCCAGCGGCUGAUUGAGCAGAGCACCCGGCGACCCCUGAAGAAAGAUGACGGAGACCUGCAGAGAGCUUGUCUCAUUGAGGCAGUGACGAUCAUGGACAUCAUCUGCAAGCAGGACUCUUCCUACAUGUACCGCGCUGUCUCCUUCCUGAAAAUCCUGCAUGGCAGGAUUUGUGGGGAUGCCACUUAUGCCAGGGCACUACUGCCCAUUGCCCAGUUCUUCCUGAACCACAGCAAACUGGCAGCUGUGGAUUCGGAUGCAAUCUACAAACACUUGUUCACUGAUAUCCCGGCCCAGCUCUUCCACAACCCAUCACUGGCCUUCGAAUUUGUCCAGUUCUGCAAAGACAACAGCCAGCUCUUCACGGACACCUCCAGCAUAUUCAGGCAGAGCUUCCCAAAUCUCUUCAAGUUCCUGGCAUGGAACAGCCCACCUCUUAUCUCAGAGUUUGUGGACCUUCUCCCAUUUCUGCUGGAUGCAGGCACAGCCAUUGAGAUCUUCCAUUUGCUGCUUGACCUGCCCUGUCUGACAGCAGCUCUGGACAUCCAGCUCAGGGCAGCUGCUCUUCCUACCUCUGAGAAGGCCACAAGUGACCCAGCUGUGAAACCAGCCACCUGCCUGGAAGCCUUUCGUCAUCCCCUCUACAAGAGCACAUUCCAAUAUCUUCUCCGCACCAAAUCUGCUCCUGAGGACACCCCAGAGAGUCUGAUUCCACUUCGGCAGCUACUGGGAUCCCUGGCUGGCAACCCAAGGGUGGUGCAGUGUGCAGAGACUGUCCCUGUCCUAUUGGAGCUCUUUUUCAGGGUGGUGGCAGAGUCUGCAGAUGGGUCUCUGAUAAACCAGCUGGUGGUGCUGCUGCUGCAGAGGAGCGACCAGCUCUACGAGAUCCCAACGUUCAAAGAUGACGUGUACAGGGUGCUGAGCUCACAGCUGGCCAUGCUCUGCAAGCUACACCCUGCGCUCGUCGUGGAACUGUCCACAGAGAUUCUGGAGUUCUCAGGAGCAGUCAGCAACAUCCAGAGCAAGGAGCCCAUCUUCACCCACGUGGUCUGGGCUGUCGGGGAGUACCUGUCAGUGUCCUAUGACAAGCGCUGCACUGUGGAGCAGAUCACACGGUUCUUUGAGACCCUGGAGGCCGUGCUGUUUGAGAUCACCCAGCUCCGGCCACUGGCCAGCACCCCCAGCUGUGCCCCCCGUGCCAUCAGUGUCCUCAUGGCCACCUUGACCAAGCUGGCAGCCCGCAGCCAGGACUUGAUCCCCAGAGUGUCCAUGUUCCUGUCCAAGAUGAGGACAUUUGUGCAGAGCCCUGCUGUCACCUCUGUUUACUGCGAGGAGGACCUUGAGGAGAUCCUUAUUCGGGCAACUGAGCUCAUGAACCUGCUGAAGAUGCCCAGCGUGGCUCAGUUUGUGUUCAACCCCCCCAUGGAUGCGGCCAGCACACGGCUUCAGAGAGAGGUGAAUGACUCCCUUCCUUUGGCCCUGAGGAUGGUCACCCAUCUCCUGGAGCCAGCUCCUGGCUGCACGCCAGUGUGAGGGCAGGAGAUUUGUGGAGUAACUCACUGGACACUGCUGAUACUCAAGGCUGAUCUUAACUGGAAAUGAGGAACAAAUGUUUGCAAAUGAAACAGAAAACAGGAAUAAGUAGAGCUGAGGCUGCUCUUCUGCUCUGAGGUUCUUUGUA
Pipra filicauda (Wire-tailed manakin) is the source of this 2638-nucleotide messenger RNA. It is a transcript of the gene AP5Z1, whose product is annotated as adaptor related protein complex 5 subunit zeta 1. The record is from RefSeq and is a predicted model, not a curated record. Lineage: Eukaryota; Metazoa; Chordata; Aves; Passeriformes; Pipridae. The transcript is spliced from 17 exons. Gene Ontology annotation, cellular component: AP-5 adaptor complex. The coding region runs from base 67 to 2490 and encodes 807 amino acids.